Messenger RNA from Closterium sp. Naga37s-1, 1779 nucleotides. The record is from the annotation of a GenBank genome assembly. Lineage: Eukaryota; Viridiplantae; Streptophyta; Zygnematophyceae; Desmidiales; Closteriaceae.
AUGCCCCCCUUCUUCCGUUCCCGCAACCCACCCGCCUCCCCCCCCAGCACGGACAAUGAAGCGGAUGGUUUGAAAGAGCGCAACGAGCAGCGAGGCGAAGCAGAUGGGGCCAAAGCUCCUGGUGGCGGCGCGGUGCAGCGCGCGGCCAGUGGGGUUGGGCGGCAUGUUGUGGCGCAGCAAGCUGUGCGUGGGCGUGGUGUGGUGCCCGCCACUGCCGCGUGCCCUGCCCCACGUUGCGCAAUACCUGCCUGCCCCGGGUACGAGGGCCGUGAGGGUUGGGAAAGGAGGGACGGUGGUGAGAAGAGGAGAGGCCGAAGAAUGGUGACGCUGAGAAUGGGGGAAAGAAAGCGGGCGGUUUUGAGGGUCAUGCAAGGGGGGAAGGGGGAGGGUGAUGACGGGGCAGCGCCGCGACCUUCCCCCCUCCCCACUGCGCCCUCCCCUCCCCACUGCGCCGUCCCCUCCCCACCUUACCCCCUCCCCACUGCGCCCUCCACUCCCCACCUUCCCCCUCCCCACUGCGCCCUCCGCUCCCCCACCUUCCCCCUCCCCACUGCGCCCUCCGCUCCCCGAACCCCCUCGUCCACCUCAACUGACGACCGCGCGUCGUUCGUCGCGGCGGAUGGCAGCGCCGCGCGCUCGUCCCCGCGCACUUCCGCGCGCACAGCAAAUCACAGUCGCAACUUUCUUGCUUUCCUUAUGCUGAACUUUUACAUUCGGGCAUGCCGCUCGCGCCUCGUCCGUGGCGGCGGAAGGCAGCGCCGCCCACCACCAUCGCCGCCUUUUGACGCGCCUGGAAGGAGAUGGGCGGAAGUUGCAUCCGUCCUUCCCUCUGUGUCUGCCGUGUUCCCAGAGCUUGGCGGGUCGAAGAUACGUGAAUUCCUCAACGACUUGUUGACCAAGGUGGAGGAUCGUAAGAAAUUGGACGAGUGCAGCGACAGUGUGGCACAAGCCCGGAAUGAUUAUCAAAAGAAGGUAGGCAUUAUUAGCAGCGAGUUGGAGAUUCUGCUGCAAGCCGUGGACAGCCAUACAGCCGAACUCGUACGGAGCCGCACGGUUGCUAAAGACACGUACGGGGAUGCCUACGACAUCCUCUUCGACUAUAUUGAGCAGGAGGAGAGGGAUGAGGCUUUGCUGGAAAAGGGAGCUCACCCGCCUGAGAAGGAUUCUGAGGUGGAGCUGAUGAGGGCUACGUUGGAGGAGCAGAGCCGUCAGCUGGCUGACGGAGAGGCUCAAUUGCAGCAGAUCAGAGCUCAGCUUAAGACAGUAGCUGACGAGCGAGAUUACCUUCGAAAGAAGUUCAAGAACCUGAGAUUCACAGUUUCGCCAUCCGGGGCAGGAGAUGGGGGGGAGGGAGGGGAAGGGGGAGGGAGAGGAAGAGGGGGAGAGGGGGUUGGAGAGGGAGAGGGAGUGGGAGAAGAUGAGGAAGUGGGUUUCGGUGGUAUUGUCGGGUGCACGUACGAGCUCAAACCCUUUAGGAUUAGAAUAUGGGAUGGUUUUAACAAAAAACGGCACGAGGUGGGUGAUUACGAGUUCCACGACACUGCUGGGAUGGCGUCCGAGGUUUCAAGGCUGGUUCUCAAGGUUCGAGUCCCAGAAAAACCCAAGUUUCUCACUCCUGCGCAGUUCACCGCAGCAUCCCAGAUUGAGAGGAAGCACGAAAAAAUGAAGUGGUGGGAGGUGGUGGAGAUCCUGUCGAACGGCUCGGCGGACGAGAUUGCGGAGCUGAUUGCGGGCAAGAAAGUGCCGGUGCCGAGGAGAGGGGAGAGGAAGAGGGGUUGA